CGUGGUUUCUGAUGGCAACGCUGCUUCUAUCAAGGUCUUCAUCGACUUCUGAUCGACAUUUUAGGUUGGGAUUUCGGUGUGAGCGUUUUUACUCAAGCUUGGCCGUCUUUCAAAUUAGUAUCAACCAGAAGAGCUAACCAGAAGUAUCUUAUGCCUCACAAAAGAUGGAGAUUCAAUGUCGCAAUCCCGAUUAGACAACUCCCAUUGAAACGAGUAGUUGAACGUACGCUGCAUUUGAAAAUGGAAUUAGAAUGAUAGCAAGCUUGGGGUCAUCUUCAAGUCCGACAGCACAACGAUGGAGAUCAAACCAAACCAAGCAUGAUUUUAAGUCUUCUCAGGCGUUGACUUGAUAUGGCCACUGGUUUCACACGUACGCCAUCAGCCAGAGAGAAGACUAAUCACACAAGACUGUCAAGGCUACUGGUUGACAUUGGAAGACGUGUAUUGCAAGAUGUCUUUGAUUCUAUUCACCCAGCUUCUACUCUGCAUGGAGUUCUCAACUCGGUACAAAGUAAACUUAAAAAGCUACCCUCAAAUGUCCUUAAUAAGGAACAAUGGAAUAUACUUUACCCUUCGUCUGGCGUUGCAGAAUCAAAAAACUUUGAAUUCACACUGCUUUUAACGUUGUUACGAAAUAUAUGUAGUCUAAGGCCUCCUGGUACGGGGUGGAAAAAAGAACCAAUGCCAACAGAUUUAAGUAUGGAAGCUGACUUGGUUAGGAUUAGGCUGUGUCGGAAUUAUCUUGCGCACCAGGUCCACCAUGCUUUGACUGAUGAUGAAUUUGAAAAGAAAUGGGAUGAAACCGAGGCAGCUUUGAAUAGACUUGGAAAAUCAAAAUAUAAAACACAGAUUCAACAUCUCAAGUUUACAUCGAUAGAUCAUGAGAAGGACAUGUGUUUUUACGGCCUUCUGAAUUCGUUGGAAGAUGGGGAAGUUGCCCUUCGAAGUAUAAAUGACACUGUCACAAAGGAACUUCAAACGUUGAAUGAAAAAGUCGAUGUCAUCAACGAAACUGUACAAGGCACAGAUCAGCUUGACAACAUUCGUCAUUCAAUAGAAAACCUCCAUGAAAAACUGGAUGACGAAUACGCAAGAGAUAACAGAGUAAAUGAAGAAGAAAUGCUUCAACAAUUUAAGAAUUUACAUUUGAAACUUGAUUCAUUUAUCAUGUCUGACAAAGAGAAAGAUAGGAAGGUACAAGACGAUAGCUGUUCAUCACGAGUCACCGAGGUAGAGAACAACCAAAGUGCUCCAUCAUUCAUUAAGAAUCCUGUAUCUUUUACAUUGGGCAAAUUUGCUAAACGGAGACUUAGAAAAAAGGCAAAAUCGUAUUCUAAGAAGCUGAAGACUGCGAUCCUUGAAACGACAGAAAUGCAAGAAAAGCCACCAGAAGGAGUAAGUGUAUCCGUGGUACAUACUUCCAAGACUGAUGAAAUAUUCACCAAUCUGACAGUUCAUCAUCGACAGCAUUUCAGCUCAAGCAAAGCUGGUAAAACAGUGACAGAAAUCAAAAAGUGCUCAGAGAUCUUUGUAGGAGGAGAACAAGAUAACCCCAAAUCCAUACUUGUCGCUGGAAAAUCCGGCGUAGGAAAAACUUUGUUCUCGCAGAAACUCAUUCGGGACUUAGCCGCCAAAUUCAUUUCGAUCCCUGAUGUCAAGUUCACAUACCUUUUGAAGUUCAGGGACCUCAAUGACUUAAUCGACAAAGAUAUGAAUCUCAAAGACCUACUUAAUCACUCCCCUUUGCUAGACCAAAACACCAUGAUAAAUGAUGAUGUCAUGGAGUAUUUCAUUGAUCAUCCAGAGAAGUUAUUUAUUGUUCUUGAUGGAUUUGAUGAAUAUACAAACCAAAACAAAAUAGAUGGUCAUUUUAGAGGGCGAUUUCCCAAUGAUGUUCAAGUGAAGAUGCCGGUAUCUGACUUGGUUAGCAAACUGGUCCAAAAACAGAUCAUGAGAAAAGCUACAAUCACAGUCACAUCAAGAGUUGGCGAAGCUCACGAAUUGGACCAAAAAAUUCACUUUGACCGCUACGUAGAAAUUGCAGGUUUCUCUGAAUUGCAAGUCAUCAAAUAUGUGGAGAAAUAUUUUCAAGAUAAGAGCGAAGUAAUGAAGGCAAAAGCGCUGGACAAAGUCAAAGGAUCAGCACCCUACAUUGAAUUUGGUAGCAUCCCUUUUCGAUGCUUCCUUAUGUGUGUGUUCAUCGAGUGGGAAAUCAAAAAUAACCGAGACGAAUCCGCUCCUGUAACACUCACUGAGUUUUAUAGUAAUGUCAUUAAGUGCAUAGAGAGAAAUUAUAAUAAGGCAAUACUCAGUUUGAAGGAGGAAGACGCUUCUUUGGCUGUAGACAAAACUCUCGAUAAUUUUGCCAAAUUAGCGGCAUAUUUAGUUCCAAAAGAUAGAUUUAGUUUCAGCGUUGAAGACUUAGAAAGGCUAGAAUUAACGGAGGAUGAAAUCUUCCACAUCAAAAAAAGUAAUCUUCUAUUUCGUUAUCCUGUUUCCAGUAAUUCACCUUUUAAUCCACGCUAUGUAUAUAGCUUCACGCACUUCACCAUCCAGGAGUUUUUCUAUGCUUGGCAAUUGAUGAAGAUGGAGGCAAUGCCUCAGCAAGGAAUCCAGCAUGACAUGGUGUGCAUAUUCCUGAGUGGUUUGUUUGGAAUACAUAGAAAGGUUGACUCGAUGGUAAAAUUACUAAAUCACCUGGCUGGACAAGUUCAGGUUCACAAUAAAGACAGACAAAGAGUUUACUCAUUGCGUUGCCUUUACGAAUUUGGCCAAGACCAAGAAUUCACAAUAGAUGAACUGACUUCAAACCGUUACUACAGAUACUGGGAUGAUACUAUUGCUAGGAAGAUUAAAUUGGAUGGCGUAACCGACACGGACUGCAGUGCAGUUGCCAUGCUAAUAAAUAAUCAUCCCGUAACAUUAUCUUCGCCACCACAACCACGCGCAUUGCACAUUUUUAAGUCUUCGAUAACUUGCUUUGGUUUGAAGACUUUAUUGCCACCUCUCACCAAACCAACCUGCAAUAUCGCUACACUUGAAUUAUCCGAUUGUCAACUGGAUGACAGAUGCGUGGAGUGUCUGAGCCAAUACUUGUCACAGACAAAGUUAACCAUGCUGAAACUGGGUAAUAAUGAAAUAACUGAUCUUGGAGUGAUUGACAUCGUGAAUCAUUGUUCAAGCUCGCUACAAUACCUACAUUUGGUUGGUAAUAACAUUACUGACAAUGGAGUUGAAUAUAUAGUUAGUCAAUGUCAAAGUAGUAUAACCGGGCUUUAUCUUAGCAAUAAUGAAAUCACAGAUGUUGGGGUUAAUCACAUCAUGGAACGCUGUCCUAGUACACUAACCUCUUUAACCCUACUUAACAAUCCAGUGUCUGAAAAAUGCAGAAAUGAUGCACAGCAAUUUUUUAAAGGUAUUGAUCACUUUUUGAUAUGAUUGAUAUAUAUAUUCGACUAGUUUACAUGUGCUUAUAAGUUUUCAAAAAAAAUGUGCAACAUUGUUGGACUGAGGCUCAACAUAUGAGAUAAAGAAAACCUUGUACAAACAAACAAUAACUAUAAAUAUAACCAUUAUGUAUUUUUUUCUGUUAGAUAGCAUUAGGUUAAAGUUUGUAAAUCACUGUUUGCCUUAAACAAGAGAUUAUGUUU
Molecule: messenger RNA, 3650 nt
Organism: Exaiptasia diaphana
Lineage: Eukaryota; Metazoa; Cnidaria; Anthozoa; Actiniaria; Aiptasiidae
Product: NACHT, LRR and PYD domains-containing protein 5
Exons: 5
Coding region: 352-3438 (1028 amino acids)
Biological process (GO): positive regulation of inflammatory response
Cellular component (GO): cytoplasm
Molecular function (GO): protein binding
Source: RefSeq, a predicted model, not a curated record